Messenger RNA from Lasiosphaeria miniovina, 774 nucleotides. RefSeq names its product ubiquitin carboxyl-terminal hydrolase-like protein isozyme L3. Lineage: Eukaryota; Fungi; Ascomycota; Sordariomycetes; Sordariales; Lasiosphaeriaceae. The coding region runs from base 1 to 774 and encodes 257 amino acids. Gene Ontology annotation, cellular component: cytoplasm. Gene Ontology annotation, molecular function: cysteine-type deubiquitinase activity. Gene Ontology annotation, biological process: ubiquitin-dependent protein catabolic process; protein deubiquitination. The record is from RefSeq and is a predicted model, not a curated record. The transcript is spliced from 2 exons.
AUGACGACGAAAAAGAUAUUCGUAAUUCUCGAAAACAACCCCGAGGUCAUGAACGCCCUUGCCGCCAAGCUAGGGCUGUCGCCGGACCUUGCCUUCUACGACGUGUGGUCGCUGGACGAGCCGUCUCUGCUCGCCCACAUUCCACGGCCGGCUCACGCACUGCUCGUCAUCGUGCCCCUGACCGACGCGUGGAACCAGGAGCGCGAGCGCGAGGACGUGGCCGACUAUAGCUACUACUACGACAAGGAGGGCGACGGCAGCGGCAGCGAGCACAAGCAGCCACCGCCAGUCAUUUGGUUCAAGCAGACGAUCGGCGAGGCUUGCGGGUCCAUUGGCAUGCUGCACUGCGCCAUCAACGGGGCAGCCGCGCAGUUCAUCGUCCCCAGCAGCGCCCUCGACAAGAUCCGCACCGACGCGCUGCCGCUGGCCAUGGACGACCGCGCCCAGAUGCUCUACGACAGCCAGCCCUUCGAGGACGCCCACGCUUCGGUGGCCGCAAUGGGCGACACGGUGGCGCCGCCAGUCGGUGUUAACGGCGUGCACACCGGCCAGCACUUUAUCGCCUUUGUCAAGGGCGACGACGGCCACCUGUGGGAGCUGGAGGGGUCCAGGAGAGGCCCCAUAGACCGCGGCCAGCUCGCCGAGGACGAGGACGUCUUGAGCCCGAGGGCCCUCGAGCUCGGCCUGAAGCGCAUCAUCAAGCUGGACCAGGACGCGGGCAGCAAGGAUCUGCGCUUCAGCUGCACUGCUCUUGCGCCGCGAGGAGAGAGCUAG